Messenger RNA from Nelumbo nucifera (sacred lotus), 2097 nucleotides. NCBI's taxonomy places the organism in Eukaryota, Viridiplantae, Streptophyta, Magnoliopsida, Proteales, Nelumbonaceae. The record is from RefSeq and is a predicted model, not a curated record.
AUGUUACUCAUCUUCAAUACCCUCCUAAACAUUCGCCAUUUGACCAUCGCUCCUUCUCAUGUUUCAAAUUCAAACAUACGCCCGACGUGUCCAGGUGGUAACCUCCAUACUCGCUCAGUGGUAAAUAAUCUUCCUCCAUUUGCCUCUGGUAGACCACCGUUAGUGGUUGAGGAACCACACCCAGCCACUUCGUUUUUUGUCGAGGGUCGUUCAAAUCGGUAUACAGUUCAAGAAGCAAAACAGCUGCAUAGCUACAUUGUUAAAUUGGGUUCUUCUAAUAUCUAUUUUAUCAAUUCUCUUAUACAUGUUUAUGCUAUUAACGGUGCUUUAGGAGAUGCACGUAAAUUGUUCGAUGAAACACCUCAUCGGGAUGUUGUUUCUUGGACCACCUUGGUUGAUGGGUACGCAAAAUUUGGAAAGAUGCAUGAUGCCAAAGAGUUAUUUGACUCCAUGCCAAUGAGAAAUGUAGUUUCUUGGAAUGUUAUGAUUUCUGGAUAUGGAAAACAAGGGGAUGUCGAGGCUGCAGUGGGGCAGUUUAAUGAGAUGCCUGAACGCGAUAUUGUCUCUUGGAAUUCCUUGAUUACUUCCUACACACGUAAUGGUUUCUCUGAGAAGGCACUCGAGACCUUUAUAGAUGCACUAAAUCAAACUGCGUUAAUACCCAACAAAGUGACUUUUCUGAGCAUCCUUCCGGCAAUUGCAGAUUUGGGUUGCGCAUUACUGGGUAGAUGUGUUCAUUCCUUUAUUCUCAAAGCAGGGAUAGAGGUGGAUGGUCUGUUGUCUUCAGCUCUCGUAGAUAUGUAUUCGAAAUGUGAUUGCUUAGAGCAAGCUGUACAUGUUUUUGAAAGUAACCCAUCUCGAGCAAACGUGGCUUCUUGGAAUCCCCUGUUCGCAGGAUUGGUCCGAAAGAGCAUAUUUGAAGAUGCCUUAGAUUUAUUUCGAACGAUGCAGUCAGAGAACGUUGAACCUGAUUAUGUUACUAUUGUGACAGUGCUUCCUGCAAUCGCAGAUUUGGGAGCUAUUGGUCUUGGAAAAUGGAUUCACACGUAUGCGAAAAGAAGAAAGAUUGGGAUGAAUGCUACCCUUAAUUCCGCACUCAUAGACAUGUAUUCAAAAUGUGGAUGUAUAGAGCUCGCUCAGCAAGUUUUCACUAUGGCUGAAGAUAAAACCGUUGAGUUAUGGAAUGCCAUGAUAGCUGGGCUGGCUAUCAAUGGCCGGGGAAAGGAUGCCAUAAAGCUAUUUUCUCAAAUGCAAGCAGAAAAUUUAGAGUUCGAUGACAUUACACUUGCAUCUGUCCUUAACGCUUGCAGCCAUUCAGGCCUAAUUGAUGAAGGUCUUGGCUUUUAUGCUGCCAUGAAGGAUGUAUACGGGAUGACACCAAAACUGCAACACUAUGGUUGCAUUGUUGAUCUUCUUGGCCGAGCUGGACGACUGGAAGAAGCAAAGAAGGUAAUAUGCAGUGAUAUGGACAUAAAACCUGAUGAUGUAAUCUGGAAAUCACUGCUUGGAGCCUGCAAAAUACAUGGUCAUGUAGAGAUUGGUGAGUUUGCAGCUCGCAAACUAAUCGAAAUUAACCCAAACGACAGUAGCACGUAUGUCUUGAUGUCAAGCAUAUAUGAUGCAGUAGGUCGGUCCAGGGAUGCAGUCAUGAUCAGGAAGAUGAUGAACGAUGGCAAAGUAAGGAAAGAACCUGGUUUCAGUUUCAUUGAGUUGGGGGGCACAGUUCAUGAGUUCCUUGUAGGAGAUAGAUCACAUCCAAGGAUGGAAGAGAUCCAUAACAUGUUAAAUGAAAUUGCUGACAAGCUGAAGUCAAUGGGAUAUGUGCCCCAGAAAAAGCUGGUGCUGUUCGACAUGGAUGAUGAAGAGAAGGAAGUGGCAAUUUAUCACCACAGUGAAAAAUUGGCCAUUGCAUUUGGUCUUAUUAACAGUUUACAUGGAACUCCUCUUCAUGUGGUUAAGAACCUUCGUAUGUGCAGUGACUGUCAUGUUUUCAUGAAAAUGGUAUCCAAGAUAUAUAAUCGUGAAAUUGUUGUUAGAGAUCAGCGCCGGUUUCAUCAUUUUAGGAGUGGAAGGUGUUCAUGCAUGGAUUAUUGGUAA